Messenger RNA from Oncorhynchus nerka (sockeye salmon), 2571 nucleotides. Its product is annotated as NLR family CARD domain-containing protein 3-like. NCBI's taxonomy places the organism in Eukaryota, Metazoa, Chordata, Actinopteri, Salmoniformes, Salmonidae. Bases 334 to 2571 code for a protein of 745 amino acids. Gene Ontology annotation, biological process: intracellular signal transduction. The transcript has 8 exons. The record is from RefSeq and is a predicted model, not a curated record.
UCACUGUGCAAAUAUUAUAUGUUCAUUAUGUUCUGACCCACCGACUUUAACUCAGAAAACAAUUGUCCCGAAGCCAAACCUAGUUGACGAACCCUGUUUUAUAGUAUUCCAUGGCCUUUACUGGCCAACUGCUGUUAUGGUUAUGAUAUACUAUGGUGUUGUGUCACUAGACUUUGACCAGAUAUUAUUGCAUCCAAAGAUCAACUGUACCUAGAACAUAGAUACAGAGACACUUGUCAUCAGGAAGGUUCUCUCUCAGCACAACGGAAAAUAUCUCAAUGACUUGACAUGUUCUGGUUGUGAAUUCAGGCUACAAGGGGACAGUUCUCUAAAAUGAGUCUCUCUGGAGCGAGAAAGAAGGGGGGCCCUGCCUCUAAAAUGAGACUCUCUGGGGAGAGAGAGGAAGGGGGCCCUGCCUCUAAAAUGAGUCUCUCUGGAGCGAGAAAGAAGGGGGGCCCUGCCUCUAAAAUGAGACUUUCUGGGGAACAUGACACCAAAGCUAAGAGUCCAAUCAAGCAGGAGAGACCAGCCUCCCCUGUUCCCAGCUGUGUGUCCAUGAAGAGUGACCAGUCUAUGGGUCCUCCUAUAACCUUUAGAGAGGGAGACUUUUCUACUGAACAAAGACCAAUCAAGCAGGAGAGACCAGCCUCCCCUGUUCCCAGCUGUGUGUCCAUGAAGAGUGACUGGUCUAUGGAACCUCCUAUAGUGUUUAGAGAGGGAGACUUUUCUACUGAACAAAGAAACCAACAGGAGAGAUCAGAGUCAGAGAUUCUCAGUGGUCAGUCUUCCCAGAGUCAUCAAACAGACCUGGCCUCCAUAUUCAGUAUGCUUGAAGAGAAAAUUAUGACAUUUGUGAAGAACGAGCUGAAGAUGUUCAAGAGGAUUCUUAGUCCAGAACUCCCAGAAGGCUUUGAGAGUCAGAAGCAGGAUAAGGAAGUGGUGGAUGCUGAAGAUGAGAAGCAGGAGAGCAGUGCCAGAGAGGGGGCUCUGAAGAUCACACUGCACAUCCUGAGGAAAAUGAACCAGAAGGAGCUUGCUGACACACUGGAGAAAUAUUCAGAUGAGCUUGCUGUGAUUUGCCAACGUGAACUCAAAUCUAAUCUAAAGAAGAAGUUUCAAUGUGUAUUUGAGGGGAUCGCUAAACAAGGAAACCCAACACUUCUCAAUAAGAUCUACACAGAGCUCUACAUCACAGAGGGUGGAACAGGAGAGGUCAAUAAUGAACAUGAGCUGAGACAGAUUGAGACAACAACCAGGAAACAAGCAAGACCAGAGACUGCAAUCAAAUGUAACGACAUCUUCAAACCCUUAACUGGACAAGACAAACCUAUCAGAACUGUGCUGACAAAGGGAGUCGCUGGCAUUGGAAAAACAGUCUCUGUGCAGAAGUUCAUUCUGGACUGGGCUGAAGGAAAAGCAAAUCAGGAUGUCCAAUUUGUAUUUUCAUUCCCUUUUCGGGAGCUGAAUUUGAUGAAAGAGGACAAACACACUUUCAUUGAACUUCUUAAUCACUUCUCAAUGGAAACCAAACAAUCAAGAAUCUCCAACUACAACAAGUACAAAGUUCUGUUCAUCUUUGAUGGUCUGGAUGAGUGCCGACUGCCCCUAGACUUCCAGAAGAACAAGAUCUGUUGGGACGUCACAGAGUCAACCUCAGUGGAUGUUCUGCUGACAAAUCUCAUCAAGGGAAAUCUGCUUCCCUCUGCUCUCCUCUGGAUAACUACCCGACCUGCAGCAGCCAAUAAGAUCCCUUCAGGGUGUGUUGACCAGGUGACAGAGGUACGAGGGUUCAAUGACCCACAGAAGGAGGAGUACUUCAGGAAGAGAUUCAGUGAUGAGGACCUGGCCAGCAGAAUCAUCUCACACAUAAAGACAUCAAGGAGCCUCCACAUCAUGUGCCACAUUCCAGUCUUCUGUUGGAUUUCUGCAACAGUCCUUGAACACAUGCUGAAACAUAAGAGAGAAGAGAUGCCCAAGACUCUGACUGAGAUGUACACACACCUUGUGGAGUUUCAUACCAAACAGAAGAAUGAAAAGUAUCUUGGGAAAGAAGAGACAGGUCCACACUGGAAUAAAGAGAGCAUUCUGUCACUGGGAAAACUGGCUUUUCAACAGCUUGUGAAGGGCAAUCUGAUUUUCUAUGAAGAAGACCUGAAAGAGGCUGGCAUUGAUGUUAAUGAAGCCUCAGUGUACUCAGGAUUGUGCACACAGCUCUUUAAAGAGGAAUGUGGGCUGUACCAGGACAAGGUGUACUGCUUUGUUCAUCUGAGCAUUCAGGAGUUUCUGGCUGCUGUAUAUGUGUUCCUCUCAUUCAUCAACAACAAUGAGAAUCUAAUGGACAAACUGCAAACAACGUCCAGGAACUUUUCUGUGAGCCUAAAGUCUGAAGUUACUGUCUACAAGAGUGCUGUGGAUAAAGCCUUACAAAGACCAAGCGGCGUGGUGACAAGCAGCGGCAGCAGGAGCAGCGAAAUCAAGAUUUCUGGACUUGGAAGGAAAUCUUGGACGGAAAAGGACCCUGGGCACAGCCAGGAGAAUAUCGCCGCCCCAAAGAAGAGCUGGAGGCGUUGA